Molecule: messenger RNA, 850 nt
Organism: Marmota flaviventris (yellow-bellied marmot)
Lineage: Eukaryota; Metazoa; Chordata; Mammalia; Rodentia; Sciuridae
Source: RefSeq, a predicted model, not a curated record
CUUUCCAUUGAUAUUACAAAAUACCAAGGCAAUAAGCUUGUAAGGAGGAAAUGUUUAUUUAGGCUCAUGGUUUCAGAGGUUCAGCCCAUGGUUACUUAAGCCUGUCAUUUUGGGCCUGUGGUAGAACAUUACUUCAUGACCAGAAGUGCAUAGCAUAGGAAGCUGCUCACAUCAUGACUGUUGGAACAUGGAGAGAGAGAAAUAAGAAGGGGCCAAGGUCCCAAAUCCCCUACAAGAGCUCACCCUAUUGGCCUAACUUCCUUUCACUAGGCCACAACUCUUAAAGUUUCCACCACCUCCCAAAAGCAUCUUGGGCUGGGAACCAAGCCUUUAACACCUGGGCCUUUGGGGGUCGCUCAAGAUCCCAAGAUAUAGCAGCUACAUUCAUAAUUCUUUCUGUUGGGUGUGUUUUUCUCACUGGAUGAAUAUUCAUUAAAUAAAAGACCUGGCACCUCGAGAACCUUAAAUAGUAUAAACAGGAUUUCAUGAUAGCCUGUCCUCCAUUUUCUCCAUCUAUAUGCUGUGUGAGGGCUGGUCCUGGGAGAGCUGGAGUGGCUUGUUCUUACAGGUAUCAGUGACGUUCGAGGAUGUGGCUGUGCUCUUUACUCGGGAUGAGUGGAAAAAGCUUUAUCCUUCCCAGAGAAGCUCGUACCGGGAGGUGAUACUGGAGAACUAUAGUAACCUGGCCUCACUGGGAGGACUCCCAUUUAUCAAACCAAAGGUGAUCUCCCUGUUGCAGGAGGGAGAAGAUCCCUGGAAGGUAGAGAAAGAAAACCCUGGAGGCACCUCUCUUGCUGAAGCUGCAGGUAUGAAAAAGACAAGGAAGAAAAUGAGAUGGGAGGCUGUCUAA